CGCCAUUGGAAGAACUUAUUCUAUUUAUAAAUUUCUAUUUCGAAAAUUUCCUGUUCUAUUGCGCUAAAUAAAAAAUUUAUGGAUUUUCUUUAUCAAUAUUUCGGGUAAAAUAUACACAUCGUUUUAAGUUAUAUUGAAAUUAGCAACAGUUUGGACAUAGAAAGGUGGAUGAAAGUGAUCUAAAGCUCAAACGUUGGGAGUCUAUAUUGAGCAAAAAAGUUUAAUUAACUGCCGUAGUGUGCAUAAACUGCAGGAUCAAAUUGUCUGGAGGUACCAAAUAUACACAUAAUUCAAGUUACAGUAGUCAGGACUCAGAGUAGAGAAUUCUUAGGAAGGAUAAAUUCAAAGUUCAACUUAUCUUAAGCAGAUAAUAUUCCCAACAUCUUAUAAAGUGCACAGAAAUGGGUGAUAAAUACCUCAACGUAUUAUCCCUCAAUAGUUUGGGGAAUGGUUUCCAAGUAAAUAUGAAUAAUGACCGACUACGAGAAUCAGAAGAUGAUAAUUUUAUUUACACAACACUAUUAAACCGGGUCAAUACCUUGGUUAAACGUUGCGCCGAUACGUUGGACAUUCAGGAGAAUUUGGAGGUACCUAAAGAUGCUAAUCUCACGAAUGUAUUUACGAUCCUUGAGGAUUAUUUAGAGCAAGUCUUCCGAGCUUAUUCAAAAGUCAGUCAACAAGUAGAAAGUCUAAGGGAUGAAAACAGUAAGAUAAAGGCUGACAAUACUGCCAAAAUAAAACUCAUCGCUGAGAUUGAAAGUAGACUCUCGGCAAGUAAGAAGCAACUAGAUAUGUUACGAUCUGGGAACAUUAUUCUCGAACAGCGCAGUGACACUUUCAGGAAGCAGAUAGAGAAGUACAAAAAGGAUAUGAGGCGUCUAAAUAAAGAACAUGAUAAGACAAAGUUAGAGUUAUCAGGGGUUCGAAAGAAGCAUGACCAAAUAAAACGGGAAUAUAGUGAAAAAAUUGAUGAGUUAACUGUUGAAAACCUAACUUUUGAAGCAGAGUUAAUCGAGGCCCAACGAGCCAUUAAAACACUUUCAGAGGAACAGACGGACCUUGAGAAACGUAUUCAGUCUCAUGAAAAAAGGUCCUCGGAACUGAUGAUAAGACUCCAGGAGAAGACUACCAAAAUUAGUGGGCUCGAGGAGAUCAAUGAAAAACUGCUUUCCACUAUGACAAUGCAAAUUCAACGAAUUCGACUUUAUGACAACGAAAAUGCGGCCGAUGAUGAACCAGUCCAGCUGUUGGAAGCAGGAAAGAUAAAACUCCAACAAGACUUUGAAAGCCAAAUGAAGCAUUACAUCAAAGAAGAAAUUAGGUCUCUGAAUGAAGAAGUAGCUAAAGAAGAGACCGAGCGUAAGCAGCUAGUUCCCAAGAGCAGUCAUCUUGAAACUGAAUUAGCUGCUGCCAAAGAAAAGAUUCACGAGCUUACCACAGAACUAUCCGAGGCUAUAAAGAGCCGUGAUUAUCUAAAGCACCAAAUUACAAAUAUGGAGUUCAUCCUGUCGAAAAACCAAGUUAAUUUACAAGGGCAAGAACUAAAUAGUUCAGAAGAAAACAGGUCCAGUAUUGAGGCCGAAAAGUAUAGUCUGAAUCAGAAAGUUAACAAUGAAAUUCGAGCCUUACUGAAAUUCGCAUGUACUAGUCAGGAUGGCGGCAGAGGCGACGAAUUGCUCCCCGAUACAUUGGAAGAUCCAAUUCAAUACCUCCAAGAAAAAUUAACUUCACUUCUCUCCACCAAUGCACACCUAACGAAAACAGACAAGGAUUUACGUGAAGUCAUCUAUGAACUUGAAAAUCAAGGAGCCGACCUUCGGCAAUCAAAUGAUGAGUUAAAAGAUCUUUGCCAAACGCUGAAAAGUGAAAUUAUACAGUCCGAACGCAAGAUUCAAAGUUUGAAAGCUGAAAAUUUCAGCUUGUCAGCUACAACCAUCAAACUCACUAGGAAAAUCGAAGAAUUGCAAAACGAUAAUGCUGAACUGGUUCAGACGAACGCUGAUGUUGAUACACAAACCCAGAACCUUUCUGAGAAUAUCAGUUCAAUCUGUUCGGAGAGAGACAAACUUGUGAAUGAAAUUACUAUUCUGGAGGACAGAGCAAAAGAAUUGGAGUACAUGCUGAUGGAGAAGCAGAACGAAAUUAAGGAUCAUAUAACAGUGGAGACUGAACUGAAAAGCAAAUUGAGCGAGUUGGAGAAAUAUAUCAUGCAAUUGGCUGAAAAUCGUACAACAUUGCAGAGACAUCUCGAGGAAAGCGAAUCAUAUGCUUCUUCUCUGAAACAGGAAAAGGAUCGUCUCAACGAGGAGCUGUUCAAUAUUUCACAGUCAAGUAAUCAGAAAGCAACUAUAAUUGAGACUCUAGAAUCGGAACGUGCUGAACUACUAGCGCAAAUUGAAGAGCACUCCAAGGAGCUUGUUAGUAUGAGACAUUUAGAAGAACAGUUGAUUGUAUUCCAGGAGCAAAUCAGUUCUUUGAAGCUUUCACUGGACGAAAAAGAAGCAGCGCAGCAAGCGGAUUUGGCACAAAUCAGACAUUUAACUGACCUAUUAAGGACGUUGCAGCCAAAACAGGAGCACUUAGAGGAAGUAGCUGUUGCGCGACAGGAGCAAAUCAAAGAACUUGAAAACAAAAUUGCUAGCAUUGAAGCUUCCCUUGAAGACAGUGUGAAUACCAAUCUAGAGUGGCAACAUGCUAUGCAAGUGGCAGAAGUGGAGUGCUGCGAUUUUACCGAAAAGAACAAACAAACUAUUCAAGAAUUCCAGAAUCGCAUUGAGUUUCUAGAAAAGGAAAAAGUCGUUCUGAAAAGCGCCAAUCAAGGCCUCUUGGAAAACUUCAUAAAAAUGGGUGCAACUUUGCGGCAGACUCAAUCCAUAAACAAUAAAUUGCUGGCUCAAGUUGAACAAGCAGCACAAUUGGUAGACCAUGAAAAGGAUUAUGUGAAUCUCCAAAUGAGAUAUGUUGGAAUCUGCGCCGAGAAAGAGAAGCUGGAAGCCGCCAAGAUGCAAUUGGAAAAAACAUGUGAAAAAUUGUAUAAGCGAAUUGACAUGCUUACAAUGCAAUCACAAAAUCUGCAGGACACUGCGGACAACUUAGCAAACUGCAAUGACAAAUCGCGAGCAGAGAUCGAAACACUGUACAAGACUUUCGUCCGAUAUAAGUCACAGAGCGAAGAUCUCCAAAAACAGUUGGACGCGACCCAACGUGAGUUGAGAGCUGCGAAUAAUGUUAUAGCGAAUAUUGAAGAUUUACAUGAGAAGCAGGUUGCCAGAAAUGCCGUCUUGGAAGAUGAAAUACAAUGCCUUCGCCAUGAGAUCGAAGAUGCGCUUCCCCAGUAUCAGCAAAACUCAAGCAGAACAAGUGAAGAUAUCGAAACCUAUAGGAGUUUAUAUGAUGAAGAAGUGGCUAAGAAUAUAUCCCUGAGCAGUGAAAUUCAGCAACUUCGAAUAAGGCUUGACAAUAAGAACUUGGAAGUGGAUGAUCAGUCUCAAUUUCUAAGGCAAGUUGAAUCCGAUCUAGAAAGCAAAUUGGAGCUUAUUCGAAAACUGAACAUUGAUCUUUACGACAUUAAAGAAGAGAAUGAGAAGCUUCACCAAGAAAAUAGUCGUCUUCAAGGAAAAAUUGAUUCCUUGACCUCAAUUGAAGUGAAAUUGAUAGAAACUCAGAAUCUACUGGAUACCAUGGCACGUGAAAGUCAAGAAUUCAAUUCAGAUAUUGCUGGUCUUAUUACCUCAAGAGAGAGUCUUAAAACGUCAGUGAACGCACUGACCAACGUUAAGCAUGAACUGGAGCAAAAAGUUGAAAAAGUAUCAUCAGAACUAGAGAAAGCAAAUAUUUCUGUCGACAAAAUCCAAAUAGAUAACAUGGACCUACAGCGGGAAAAUACCAAACUGAAGGCUAUUGUCAAGAAUUUAUAUCAAGUAUGCAUUCCUUAUAAGCACAGAGAAUCGGGUGAUUCGGGAGAUAAUUUCGAUGAAAUGAAAUCUGAUCAACUGCUGAAGAACGUUCUUGAGCUUCGUAGCACCAAUGAGGAAUUAGAAGAUAAACUCAAUAAAUUAACAUCUGAUCUUAAGGAUAGUCACGAUGAAAAUGUGGAACUAACAGAUCGCAUUUCCGGGGUCUCGUCAACUCUUCAAAGCCUCGAGAAACGUAAUCUUGAGUUAUUAAAAGAUUUGGAAGACCUACAAAUCAAUUACGAUACAUUAUCUACUCAGAAAGAAGCCCUACAAAACGAGAACCUCAAGAUCACUUCCAACAUCAACGCAUUAGAAAUGCGUCGAAACGAAAUGAUCCGUCAUCAUAUUUCCUCGAAUGACCAACUCAGCGAAAAGGUUCGAGAGUUUGAAGCACUAAAGAAGGAGUUGGAGUCUAUUAAAAGUGAAAAAGAUAGACACUUGCUUGAGUGCAGUGAGAAAUUAGCUCAACUUGAAAGAGAAAGGAAGGAGCACCAGGAAAAGUUGACUAAGGAGCAGGAGCAAAGCGAGCAACUCAAGAAUGAUGUAGCCAUUUUACAGGCUAAGCUUAUGAAAAGCCGUCAAUUAACUGAAGAACGAGAAAGGCAAUGGGAGGUAGAACGUGAAAAGCUUGCAUCAAAACUUCAGACUAAUGAGAAAAGGAUAAAGGACUAUAAGUUCGAACUGAAAAAUCGAUUUGAAAAUAUGAGAGAUAAGGCGACGCAAAGCCCAUCUGAAAAUCUUCCAAGAAUGGACCUCAUCAAUGCAUUCCUUCAAAGGCAAGGCAAAAUAGCCGAGGCGUGCGCAUCCUUACGUCUACUCUCGCAAACCGAUACACGAAUCGAUAGUUUCGAUCCAUGCCAGUUCCUUGACUGGAGGCAGCGAUGGCAGCGAGCUUUCAAAUAUCCAUUUGUAAUGGUUGUUUUUAACAUAAUUCUUACAGUUCUCGUUAAAUAUGCAUUAUCCAAAAAUGAUUUAGAAAUUAUUAUAAGACGUACUGUGCCAGCAUCAUCAAUGCUUUGCGAUGCAGACUGAAGCAUUGGUUUGAAAAUCAUUUAUUUAUGUAUGUAUGUUUUAAUAUUUUUAAUUAUUUUUUUUGGAGUGGAAGUAAAAUAAAUGCUG
This is a messenger RNA of Hermetia illucens (black soldier fly), 5075 nucleotides long. Its product is annotated as putative leucine-rich repeat-containing protein DDB_G0290503. The transcript has 4 exons. Lineage: Eukaryota; Metazoa; Arthropoda; Insecta; Diptera; Stratiomyidae. Bases 402 to 4988 code for a protein of 1528 amino acids. The record is from RefSeq and is a predicted model, not a curated record.